AUGCAAAUAGCAUUUGUGUUACUUUUCAAAGUCUUUAGAGUCUUCAGGAAAGCCCCUGCAGAGCCCCAGCCCGCCGCGGAGCCGUUGCGCAGCCCGCAGCGCCGAGAAGCAGCAGGAGAGCAGCAGCAGCAGCAGCAGAUGGCGCACGCAGCAGCGCUCUCGCCCCAGCCCAACACAGCCAAUCCAUCAGAAGACAAUUCAGAAGACUUAGGGGCCUCCUGCGGCUCCGCAGCAGCCGAUCCGGGGCCCUCUGCUACUGCUGCUGCUGCUGCUGCUGAAGCAGCAGCAGCAGCAGCUGCUGAAGCAGCAGCAGCUGCAGCCCCCCCGGAGAGCUCAGAGAGCCAGCGCCCUUCGUCUUCAGAAGAAGAGCCGGGGAGGCCCAAGGCCCCCCGCCAGCUUCGCUUCUUCAUUGGCGGAGUUUCUCAAGAAGUUGAAGAGCAGGAAGUGUGGGAGUUGUUUUCGAAGUUCGGGCGGGUGGCCGGCGUGCGGCUGGCCAAAGACUACGCCACGGGCCGCAAGCGGGGCUUCGGCUUCGUCACUAUGGAGGAAGAGGGGCCCCUCGAGGCCAUCUUGGGGGCCCCCCAUUUCUUGCGCGAAAAAAAAAUUGAAGUCCGCAGAGAAAACCAAAACACCCCCUCAGACUUCCCCCGAAAGGUCUUCCUGGGGGGGCUCCCUGCUGCGCUCGACAGCGAGCAGCUCGCCACGGAGCUGGCCCGCUUCGGGGAAGUGGAGACAGUGCAGAUCGCCACAGAUCUGAUGGGCCGCUCGCGCUGCUUCGGCUUCGCCACUUUCAAACAAGAAAAAGUGGCAGAGUCCCUCAUAGGCCAGGGCUCUUGCCGCAUUGGGGACCGGCUGGUGGAGAUAAGAAAGCCGGAGCCCAAGCGCUCACGGCCAAGACUCGACAGACGCGGCGGCCUGCCCGCCUGCUGCGACUUCUACCCCUACGGGCAGCAGCAGCAGCAGCAGCAGCAGCAGCAGCAGCAGUGGCCCCUCGCAGCAGCGCAAAGCGCGCAGCUGUAUGCCUACGGGGCCCCCUGCGCGGACUGGGCGAGUUGGCAGGGGUACUACGCCUACUGCGCUGCUGCUGCUGCUGCUGCUGCUGCUGGGGCCAGCAGCUACCAAGAGGCCCCAGCAACUCUUGCUGCUGCUGCUGCUGCUGCUGGCGCCAGCAGCUACCAAGAGGCCCCAGCAACUCUUGCUGCUGCUGCUGCUGCUUACGACUGGCAGCACUUCAACGCAGUGCCUCCGCAGCAGUACGCAGAGGCGGAGGGCGGCGGCGCGCUGCAGCAAAGCUGCAGCAGCUCAAGCCAGCAGCAGCAAACUGCGCAGCAGCAGCAGCAGCAGCAGCCCGGCGCUGCUGCUGCGUCGCCGGAGUCUUCCGAGCAGCGGGAGGCGAGCAGCGGGGCUGCUGCAGCAGCAGCGCCGACAGCAAGCGCCAGCUGCGCAGGCUCUGCUGCGGCCCUCCCCAGCGACCCCGCAGCAGCUGCUGCCGCCCAGAGGCCAAACUUCGAAAAUUAUUCCUUUUUAUCUUCUGAAAAAAGCCCAGCGAGCCGCGCAGGCGAGCGAAAAGCCGCAGCGGCCGGCAGCUCUGCUGCAGGCGCUUCGCCGGCGUAG
Molecule: messenger RNA, 1614 nt
Organism: Eimeria necatrix
Lineage: Eukaryota; Apicomplexa; Conoidasida; Eucoccidiorida; Eimeriidae
Product: Ribonucleoprotein, related
Exons: 7
Coding region: 1-1614 (537 amino acids)
Biological process (GO): regulation of gene expression
Cellular component (GO): nucleoplasm
Molecular function (GO): RNA binding
Source: RefSeq, a predicted model, not a curated record